Molecule: messenger RNA, 939 nt
Organism: Topomyia yanbarensis
Lineage: Eukaryota; Metazoa; Arthropoda; Insecta; Diptera; Culicidae
Exons: 1
Coding region: 1-939 (312 amino acids)
Source: RefSeq, a predicted model, not a curated record
AUGGUCGAAACGCGAGUGGUGCUUUCCCUUUUGCUGCUGAUAGCGCCAUCCUGGAGCGAACUCCGGAAAACAUUUCAUAGCAAAAUUAGUGGAUCGAGUAGUCGGCUUCUGUUCUCCCACUACAACCAGGGACGCGAUCGAGGUCAUGAUCAUCAUCAUCAAAGUUUCAAAAAACAGUUGGAAUCUACGACGGUGAGUGAAAUUGAAAAUGAGGUUACAACCUUGCCGACUAUCCUGGAAGAUCCAGUGGCGGAACUCUCCUACGAAAGGUCGCUUCCUCUGCGAGUGUUGAACUGUAUGCUCAAACUUUCACUGAUGGAGUGCAGUAAGAUGUAUGUGUUACAGAAUAUGGAAUCGCGGGGUUAUAAUUUCGAAACAAGCGGAAAUCUUACCCACGAUAUUCAGCAAAUCCUACUUCCGUCGUACCAGCGACCGGACAACAAAUUGUUCGAAGAUCGCCUCCUGGAGCUAAAUUCUUCCGAAGUGGAUCGACGUAUCAAUCACGGUCUCGCGUUGCUGUUCAACGAGCGCCAGGCGGAUAUAACGUUCCUACCGGGUUUCCGGCUGCGAGUUAGCCCGAGCAAAGGCGACAUCCUCGAAUUUUCGAUCAAAAAGCAAUUUUUCGAAGAAGACGAAGAAGAAAAUGCAGCGGAAGGCCGAGCUCGCAACGAUCGCGAUAAGGAUGACAAAAAGAACAGACGUGGAAACAAAAAAAUCAUGAAACAUCUGAUGCAGCUGGGAGUGCCGGCGGUUUUGCUUCCGUCGAUGCUGCUGGCCAGCGUAAUGCCGAUGAUGAUUCCGGCGCUUAAGUUUGCCACCUUCUUCACCAGUUUCGUGAAUCAUGCGGCCCUGGUAGGGGCCGUUAUGUAUCUGGCCAAACAGCACGCCCAGGAACAGGAGGAGAAGCAAACGGUGUACUUCAACGCGGGCUACAAUUGA